AUGCUACUGAGGUUGUUGCUCGUGGUGACAUUAGUGGUGAUAAAGCGAGCGAGAGGAGUCCCAGCGCCCGCUCGCGUGGCCGACCCCUACUACCUGCUGCGGGAGAUGUAUCAAGGACCAGUUGACAGCGACGAUCCUGCCCUUGUACUAAUCCCGGAAUAUAAGCGGACUUUCAACACAAAAAUCAAAAUCCUAAACACAUGUACAAGGAAACCAAGGACACAAGGCGUGAUAAGCGUCUCAAAUUGGCGAAUAAGAUAUCGAAGGUCGUGGGAGCGUGAGGCCUUGCGGGGCCAGCUCUUAGCCACUAUUGCUCCCAGGUCCAAUUCGACCCAGAGUAGAGCAACUGUCAGGAAGGCAACGGGAAACCACGUGACUGAUCGGGAAAUGGUCCUCAGUCCCGUUUCACUUUUGAGAGCUUACCGGCUGGCUGGCGCGCUCGGAGGAUACGGGUCUGACCGCGUCGACCUCUCCGACCCCGCCUGGCAAGUGGUGUCCCAGCUCCUCGUGCCCGUGGCUGUCAACGGCUUCCAGUCCGCGAACCUCCGACCCGAUGACUACUACUCGCACCGGGAAGAGAGGUCGACGACCCCUUCGGCUGAGACACCACCGUCGCUUCCACUGCCGUCGCCUACGCCGCCUACAGACGUCCCUGUUACUUCUAGGAUUGCACUGACGACGCUCUCCGACGAGCCCAGUCUCCUAUCCAGACCGAUUCCGAUGUCGAUUUUGCAGAGCCUCGGUUUCAAUGGCAGCGCGCAGUUGCUCGUCGAGACACCGACUGAACCACCAGCAGAGGAGAGCGAAGCAGAGCCAACCGCGACGGAAUCACCGAACCCUGGGCAGACAACACAAGCUCUGGCGCCAAAUUCGAAAGAGGAUGAUUUCGAGACGCAGCAGAAGCCAACCGUCGGUGCAGCAGAAGAGCUGCAGGAACCUAGCGAAGGAACUCAUCAGAGCAUUGAGGAAAGCCCUGUUGACACUGAAGACACUGACAUUCCCGUAGAUUAUCCUGUGACAUUGUCAAAGAAUGACACAGACGUGACUACUGACUUCGAUGGUACUACCAUACCCUUCUUUGGUACUACCAUAUCCUAUGACAACAUCAACACCGAGAGCAUAUAUACUGACGUACCUGACAACAGUAGCUCUACUGACUACAGUGACAUGACCACUGAAUAUACUAACGGUCCAGACAUAGCUGCUGGAUUUUCUAACAUACCCAACACAUCCACUGAAUAUACUAAUGCACCCAACAAUACCACUGACUUCAUUAGCAUAGCCGCAGAAUAUACUAACACACCCAGCAUAGCCACAGAAUAUACUGACACAACCAGCAUAGCCACAGAAUAUACUAACACACUCAGCAUAGCCGCAGAAUAUACUGACACAACCAGCAUAGCCACAGAAUAUACUAACACACCCAGCAUAGCCACAGAAUAUACUGACACAACCAGCAUAGCCACAAAAUAUACUAACACACCCAGCAUAGCCACAGCAUAUACUGACACAACCAGCAUAGCCACAGAAUAUACUAACACACUCAGCAUAGCCGCAGAAUAUACUGACACAACCAGCAUAGCCACAGAAUAUACUAACACACCCAGCAUAGCCACAGAAUAUACUGACACAACCAGCAUAGCCACAGAAUAUACUGACACAACCAGCAUAGCCACAGAAUAUACUGACACAACCAGCAUAGCCACAGAAUAUACUGACACAACCAGCAUAGCCACAGAAUAUACUGACACAACCAGCAUAGCCACUGAAUAUACUGACACAACCAGCAUAGCCACAGAAUAUACUGACACAACCAGCAUAGCCACAGAAUAUACUGAUACAACCAGCAUCGUCACUGAAUAUUCUGACACACCCAGUAUGUCCACUGGGUAUACUGACACACCCAGCAUAUCCACUGAAUAUACUGACAUACCCAGAAUAGCCACUGGGUAUACUGAGACACCCAGCAUUGCCACUGAGUAUACUGACACACCCAGCAUAUCCAUUGGGUAUACUGACGCACCCAGCAUAUCCACUGAAUAUACUGACAUACCCAGAAUAGCCACUGAGUAUACUGACACACCCAGCAUAGCCACUGGGUAUACUGACGCACUCAGCAUAGCCACUGAAUAUACUGACAUACCCAGAAUAGCCACUGAGUAUACUGACACACCCAGCAUAGCCACUGGGUAUACUGAUACACCCAGCAUAUCCACUGAAUAUACUGACAUACCCAGCAUAGGCACUGAGUAUACUGACACUCCUAGCAUAUUCACUGAGUAUAUUAACACACCCAGCAUGUCCACUGAAUAUACUGACAUACCCAGAAUAGCCACUGAGUAUACUGACACACCCAGCAUAGCCACUGGGUAUACUGACGCACUCAGCAUAGCCACUGAAUAUACUGACAUACCCAGAAUAGCCACUGAGUAUACUGACACACCCAGCAUAGCCACUAGGUAUACUGAUACACCCAGCAUAUCCACUGAAUAUACUGACAUACCCAGCAUAGGCACUGAGUAUACUGACACUCCUAGCAUAUUCACUGAGUAUAUUAACACACCCAGCAUGUCCACUGGUUAUACUGACACACCCAGCAUAGCCAUUGAAUAUACUGACACAUCCAACAUAGCCACUGAGUAUACUGACAAAUCCAGCAUGUCCACUGGGUAUACUAACACACCCAGCAUGUCCACUGAGUAUACUGACACACCCAGCAUAUCCAAUGAGUAUACUGACACACCCAGCAUAUCCAAUGAGUAUACUGACACACCCAGCAUAUCCACUGAGUAUACUGACACACCCAGCAUAUCCACUGAGUAUACUGGCACACCCAGCAUAUCCACUGAGUAUACUGACACACCCAGCAAAGCCUUAGCCACUGGAGACAUCCCUUCCACCAGCAAAAUGUCUUUUGAUUUACCCAGUACUACCAAUUUCUACACAGAUAUAUCCAUUGAAUUCACUGAUAUAGCCGGUAUUUUCUCCACAAAUGACGAAUACUCUGAAUAUACUGGCGUUACUUAUGAAUAUGACAACACGGCCUAUGACAACACCGUCCUAUCAACUGGCACGACUACAUACAUGACCACAGAAACUGCAAAUAUGAUUCCUCAAACUAACAGCGUCACAGAAAAUUUCAACGUGGUGGCAGAGCAGGCCAGUGUAACCACGGAAGUUCCCAGUCCAUCCGCAGAAAGCACGGUCGUUAUAAAAGACCGUGAUAUGUCCCCAGAAGAAAACUCAAGUGUAAGUGUGAAACACGAGAUAACCAGAGAAAAUGUUGGAACAACUACAGAGGUCUUUACUAUGAUGUCAACAGACUUGCAGGUAUCGACUGACUCUGCAGAAAGGAUUACUGUUCACUCAGAAAUGUUAGAUGUGACCCAUGGCUUUGACACGACUGCUGAAGGCUAUGAUAUAAUCGGUACCUACGAGAUAGAAGCAGAGGUCCCUGAAGUAACAACUCGGCAUGACCACAUGUCCACCAUAAUAGAUGAUUUAACUAUUGAUGACAAUGAUAAGACGACAGAAAACCCAGAGCUACCAACUGACGGCACUGAUAACCCCAUCGCCAACGUAGUUAUAACUACUGGUGUCCUUAUAGAUACCAUGGGUACCUCAACUGAGAAGACUAUACACAGCAUAGUUAGAGGAACUGAUACAUCUGAGGACAAUGCAAUUACCACCGCUGAACCAACCAUGAUCUUAAACACGAUCAGAGACACUCUGACACCCAGCUAUAUAGAAAUGACCACAAAGAACAUAAGUUCAGUAAGUGAAAGCACAAUCUAUACUUCAUACCCAACCGUAGCGUUUCAUCAUCCCAGUGAGUCGAAUAUCUACGCUAACGAAGGAGCCAAAACUCCCAAUGAUGCCAUGACUGAUAAAUCGGUAUCUUUCGCUGAGGUGACCACGCGCCGAGGGCAGACGACCGAGUCCACGGAAUGGGAAGGAGUGCGCGAUGAACAGGAUCUGUUGGGCCAGGGAGAAGGCGCGUUUGGCCAAGAGGAGGAGGAGGAGCCCUUAUUUCAUGCUGUCCUUCCCCCGCCGCCCUCUACGGAAAGGAUCAACCCGGAUGUGUUUGCCAAUCUGUUCUUCCCUGGCAAUCCUCAGGACUCAAGGGCUCCGGCCAAGGGCACCAUCGUCGAUUUGUUCGAUAUCAGAAACCCUCUUCGACCUGCCAUUCGACCGCCUUUCCCCGACCUCUUCGGCCUCGACGGGCCUCUCCUGCGACCUGACCUCCAGCUGGUGUCUUGCGACGACGGGAACAAUGAGUGCAUCCACUGGGCGCGCGGGGGAGGCUGCGCGUGCGCCCCCGGCCGCGCCCGCCGCCAGUGCGAGUGGCAGAUGUACGUCCAGGAAACGUGUCCUCGGUCCUGUGGCCUUUGUCCCUGA
Molecule: messenger RNA, 4398 nt
Organism: Penaeus indicus
Lineage: Eukaryota; Metazoa; Arthropoda; Malacostraca; Decapoda; Penaeidae
Product: mucin-2-like
Exons: 5
Coding region: 1-4398 (1465 amino acids)
Source: RefSeq, a predicted model, not a curated record